Molecule: messenger RNA, 715 nt
Organism: Stegodyphus dumicola
Lineage: Eukaryota; Metazoa; Arthropoda; Arachnida; Araneae; Eresidae
Biological process (GO): inner mitochondrial membrane organization
Cellular component (GO): mitochondrial inner membrane
Source: RefSeq, a predicted model, not a curated record
AAGGUUUCAAAAUUAAAUAAUUUAAAUUAUAAUCAGUUUUACAGCAGUAGCACCGUUAAUUUUAAUUUAUUCAAAAUUGAUUAAUUAGCAUGACUUAUAUGGCAGGAAGUGGUGAAGUUUUGAGAACUUCCGGAAAGUUCGAUAUAAGUGUGAUACAUCCAACUACUCCCCAUUACAGCUCCCACAGCCAGCUAAAAAAAGCACUUGUAGAUGCAAAAACUGUCAUAGUCAUAAAGGAUCCUAAACUAGGCAAUAAGACUGUGUCUUGGCUCCAGUUUGGAAGACGACUUCAGGACAUGUGCGUUUUCACUGCCAUAGGAUCCGUAAUUUGUUCAUCUGCACUACAUGAGAGCAUUUCAAGAUUUGGCAAACCUCUGGCUGUAGGAUGUGUAUUGAUGAAUAUUGGAUACUGCUACUUUUGGAAUUCCCAUCCAUUACAGAAUUACAAAGUUGCACAAGGUCCAAGUGUAAUUUCUGCAAUUAGAAAUACUAAUACUAAUUCUACAAUAUUAGUGAGAAAAGUGGAACCUAGUUCAACUAAACUUCCUGCUUUACUAGCAAUUGGUGCACUUAUAACAGCUUUCUGGAAAGAUCUAAUUUCUUUUGACUUUAAAGAAAGUUUUAGAAACUCUGUCUUUAGAGAUGAACAAUAGAAAUAAAAAUUUAUUGCUUAAAUCUCAAUUUGUAUUGCAUAAUAAAAAAUAUUUUUAGACUA